CACCCUUCCCUAAUUUGGCCAUUUAAGCUUCAGCUUCUCAGUUCUCUUCUCCUCCCUUCCAUCUUCAUCCUUAUCCUCUCUCUCUCUCUCUAAAAGAGACUCAAAUCUCAAAACCCAUUUGUUUCUUUGCUCUUUACUGAUCUCCAUAGAUGAUGCCCCCUGAACAAGAGAUGGGCAUCACAGGAAAGUCCCCUAUUGUCCCUGGAAGCUCACGUUUGGAGGAUGGGAUGUCUGAACAAGUUCAGGCUACCAUAGCUAGAUGCUCUAUAUUACGUGGGUCAUUAAGGCCUGUGACUCUCAAGUUUGAAGAUGUGGCUUACACUAUUAAGCUACCCACAACCAGAGGAAAUUGCUUUGGAUCAACCGAUUCCAAGCCGGACCGGGUCGUACUCAGCGGAGUGAGUGGAAUUGUCCAGCCAGGUGAGCUCCUCGCCAUGCUCGGACCGUCGGGUAGUGGCAAGACCACUCUCCUAACUGCACUUGCCGGAAGGCUUCCUGGGAAAAUCUCCGGCAGCAUAACCUACAACGGGCAACCCUUUUCCGGGUCAAUUAAGCGGAAAACCGGGUUCUUGACCCAAGAUGACGUGUUAUACCCGCAUCUCACGGUGCUGGAGACGCUAACGUAUACGGCUUUGUUAAGGUUACCCAAUAAGCUAACAAGGGCAGAGAAAGUGGAGCAAGCCGAGUUGGUCAUUUUGGAACUCGGUUUAACCAGGUGUCGUAACAGUAUCGUGGGAGGGGUUCUUUUGCGUGGGUUGUCGGGUGGAGAACGAAAACGGGUCAGUAUUGGACAGGAGAUGCUUGUUAACCCGAGUCUUCUGCUUCUGGAUGAGCCAACUUCCGGGCUCGACUCGACCACCGCACAACGCAUCGUUGCGACAUUGCAAGGGCUGGCUAGAGGUGGAAGGACGGUGGUGACGACGAUACACCAACCGUCGAGCCGGUUGUAUUGGAUGUUUGACAAGUUGGUUGUGUUGACGGACGGGCACCCGAUAUAUAGUGGCACUGCAAGUCGGGUAAUGGAGUAUUUCGGGUCUAUUGGUUAUGUGCCCCGAAUGGACCUCGUUAACCCGGCUGAUUUUCUGCUAGAUCUUGCUAACGGUGUGGGUCCUGAUAUGAAACAAGGUGAUAGAUAUGAUAAUCAUGGGAGAUCAGAAAGUGAUGAUCAAAAUUCUAUAAAAAAGUUAUUGAUAUCAUCGUACAAAAAGAAUCUAAAUGACAACUUGAAGGCUGAGAUCCGUGGAAAUUAUGGGGAUCAAAAUACUUCUCUACCACCCACAUCUUACAGCAAGGUAUCAGGUUCAGAGCAGCAAUGGAACACAACCUGGUGUGAGCAAUUGAAGGUGUUGUUUGUGAGAGGCUUAAAGGAGAGAAGGCAUGAAUCCUACUCAGGUCUCCGGGUUUUCCAAGCCUUGUCUGUUUCCAUUCUUUCAGGUCUCCUAUGGUGGCAUUCUGAUCCUUCACACGUACAAGAUCAGGUGGGUCUCCUCUUCUUCUUCUCCACAUUUUGGGGAUUCUUUCCAAUGUUCAAUGCCAUAUUUGCUUUCCCUCAAGAGAGAGCGAUGUUAAUCAAGGAACGCUCGUCGGGGAUGUACCGGCUUUCAUCCUACUACUUUGCGCGAACGGCCGGCGAUUUACCAAUGGAGCUUGUCCUACCAACCAUCUUUGUUGCCAUCACAUAUUGGAUGGGUGGGCUUAAGCCUUUCCCAAUCAAUUUUGUGCUAACACUCUUGACCAUCCUCUACAAUGUCUUAGUCUCUCAAGGAUUAGGCCUUGCCCUUGGUGCUGUCCUUAUGGAAGUGAAACAAGCUACCACCUUAGCUUCUGUGUUAAUGCUGGUGUUUCUAUUAGCUGGUGGAUACUACAUUCAACACAUCCCUCCAUUCAUAGCUUGGAUUAAGUAUUGUUCCUUUAGUUACUACUGCUAUAAGCUUCUCAUCGGCAUCCAAUAUACCGACAACGACUAUUAUGAAUGCGGCGAGUUCGGGCGGCACCAUUGCAAGACCUUGGAAUUUCCUGGCAUAAAGCAUCUAGGUCCCAAUAACAUAGGAUUUGAUGUAGCAGCAUUAGGAGUCAUGUUGGUUGGGUACAGGUUUAUGGCUUAUGUAGCCUUAAGGAUUAGGCAACAUUGAUGAUCAUAACAAGAAGAUUUAUAAUAAUUCAUUAGAAGUUAUUAAUGUGAAAUCAGGAUCAUUGCAAAGAAUGAUUUACUUAACAGACAAAUCUCAAUUGUGGGACUCUUGUUUUAUUUCUCCCCCCACCCCCCUAAUAUUAAGGCCCAUCCUUAAUGUCAAGGCCCAGGAAAUGGCUUUAAUCCUGGGCCUUGAAAUUUAGUAUGGGCCUUUAUAUUAAGGACUGUCAUUUGUAUCUCUUUAUCUGGCACAUACACAACUGAGAAAUCAUUUUCAUAGGUAA
Molecule: messenger RNA, 2415 nt
Organism: Macadamia integrifolia
Lineage: Eukaryota; Viridiplantae; Streptophyta; Magnoliopsida; Proteales; Proteaceae
Product: ABC transporter G family member 21
Exons: 5
Coding region: 150-2132 (660 amino acids)
Cellular component (GO): membrane
Molecular function (GO): ATP binding; ABC-type transporter activity; ATP hydrolysis activity
Source: RefSeq, a predicted model, not a curated record